Molecule: messenger RNA, 4380 nt
Organism: Doryrhamphus excisus (bluestripe pipefish)
Lineage: Eukaryota; Metazoa; Chordata; Actinopteri; Syngnathiformes; Syngnathidae
Gene: bmp2k
Product: BMP2 inducible kinase
Biological process (GO): protein phosphorylation
Molecular function (GO): protein kinase activity; ATP binding
Source: RefSeq, a predicted model, not a curated record
AUUUUUACUGUGGCCUCCAUCAUUGAGGAGUCUCCCUGACAAGUUGAGCCAAGAUGGCAGAGGGGAAGCGAGGAGGUGACGCCGCGGAGGAACCAGCCCCAAAAGCCUAAGGCCUUGCCCGAGGAGGCGCUUUCCCGUGCGGCUGUGUUUUUUUUUUUCUCCCUGACCCGGUGACCGCUUGACUGGUUCACCCGCUCGCUCUUAGUGUAACUAGCAUGUUAGCUUGCUAGUUAGCCUGCUAGCAAGAGCAGUGCUUCGGUGCGCGUCGCAGCGGCGUGGCGACCCAGCGACGCUGGAGAACGACUGGGUUGGAUUUAUACCCAGAUAUCGGAAGCUUUUUGGGCUUUAAUUGACUGAGCUGUGCCUCCGUAGUUUUUUUUCUUGGAGGAGAGUCCCGUACGAGUUAGCCCGAUGUGUCUCACUAGCUAACCAGCGCUUACGUGUUGUUGUUGUCACCGCCAAGGUGGACGCUGUCACGCGCACGACCCGUGCGACCGUGUCGGUGGCUCGUGGCUUUCCCGCCGUGGCCGAGCCGAGACGCCAUUUGGAUGCCGAGAGCGAGAGGCUCCAUGCCGGGGAGACGAAGAUAGGAGACGCCGCUGCUCACUUUGACUGACUUCCUCCUCGGGACUGAGAAUAAAUAAAAAAAAGGGGGGCAAAAUGAAGAAGUUUUCCCGGAUGCCGAAGUCUGAAAGCGGGGGGCUCGUAGGGGCGACCGGGUCUGGCUCCGGGCUCGGCGGCUACGUCGGGAAAGUGUUCGCGGUCGGCCGGUAUCAAGUCACCGUGGAGGAGCUGGUCGCUGAGGGAGGUUUCUCUAUGGUCUUCCUGGCUCGUACGCACAGCGGCGUCCGCUGUGCUCUGAAGAGGAUGUACGUCAACAAUGUCCCGGACCUGAACGUCCACAAGCGGGAGAUCACCAUCAUGAAGGAGCUGUCGGGCCAUAAGAACAUCGUGGGUUACCUGGACUCGGCCGUCAAUACCAUGUCGGACAGCGUGUGGGAGGUCCUCAUCCUCAUGGAGUACUGCAAAGCGGGCCAGGUGGUCAAGCAGAUGAACCAGCGUCUCAACGUGGGCUUCAGCGAGGCCGAAGUCCUGCACAUCUUCUGCGACACGUGCGAGGCGGUGGCGCGGCUGCACCAGUGCAAGACUCCCAUCAUCCACCGAGACCUCAAGGUGGAGAACAUCCUCCUGAACGACCAGGGCAGUUACGUGCUGUGCGACUUCGGCAGCGCCACUCAUAAGGUUCUCCAGCCGCAUAAAGACGGCGUGACCGCCGUGGAGGACGAGAUCAAGAAGUACACCACCCUGUCGUACCGGGCCCCGGAGAUGAUUAACUUGUACGCGGGGACGGCCAUCACCACUAAAGCUGAUAUAUGGGCGCUGGGAUGCUUGUUGUACAAGCUGUGUUUCUUCACGCUUCCUUUCGGGGAGAGUCAAGUUGCCAUAUGCGACGGCACCUUUAUCGUUCCAGAUAACUCCAAAUUCUCCCUCAAGCUGCACUGCUUAAUCCGAUAUAUGCUCGAACCAGAUCAGGAGAAGAGACCAGACAUUUACCAAGUGUCCUACUUUGCCUUCAAGUUUGCAGGAAGGGAUUGUCCUGUGCCAAAUAUCUUUAGCUCUGCCAUCCCUACGUCGUUACCUGAGCCCCUAACGGCGAGCGAGGUGGCUGCCAAGAAAAGUAUGACAAAAGCGAGGAUACGAGACUCGGUGGGGCCGACGGAGACCUCCAUCGCCCCCAGACAGAGGCCCAAGGCGGCUAACAGCAACGUCCUGCCGCUGGCCACUGUCACGCCAGUCAAGAUGACCGUGCCUUCCGCGCCGCCUGUCAGCAAUGGUCAGAAAGCUCCCACGCCUGUUUCGGGACAGCCCUCCGUGCAGCCGCAGCCCGGUAGUCAGCAGCACCGAGUCCUGCAGCAGCUGCAGCCGGGCGACCUGCGCCUGCAGCAGCUGCACCACCAACAGCAGCAGCAGCAGCAGCAAGCGCUGCAGCAGCAACACGCCAAUGCACAGCAACUCCAAUACCUCCAGUACCAACAGGCCGUGCAGCAGUCCCUCCAGCAGCAGCAGCAGCAGAUGAUGAUGCAGUCCAUGUACCAGCAGCGAGCCGCCCAGGCCGCCCAGGCCCAGUACGCCGCCAUGCUGCACCAGUACCAACAGGCCUUCGCUCAGCAGCAACAGCAGCAGCAACAGCUCCCCCACUACAUGUCCUCCCCCUUGGAGUUCCAGGUUCCUCUGGGCUCCUACAAUGCAACCACUCCCACUGCAGGGGCAGGCCAGAUGGGGGCACCCUCGCCCGCAGACCCCUCUUACGGCCAUCCUAGAACCCCCCUGCUGGCCUCCGAUGGCGUCACCCCCCCCUCCCAAAGUGGCGGUACAGUCAGUCACCCCCCCGACAUGUCCCGCUGGAACCCCUUUGGGGAGGACAACUUCUCCAAGCUGACGGAGGAGGAGCUCAUCGAUCGGGAGUUUGACCUCCUCAGAGCAAAAAAGCCCGUGGAGAGGAGCGCCAGCCUGGAGGCGGACCGCCUGGCGCCCGCCCCGUCCCGCCCCCUACCGACCGAGGACCUGUUCGGCUCGGUGCCGUUUGUGGCCAGCGCAGGUCCCGACGUGGCGGCGGGCGAUCGGGCGGCCGAAGAAGUCGUCGUCAUUCCGGCUCCGGCGGCUCCGGAGCACAAACCCGGCAGGAAGAGCACAUGCAGGCCGGGCGAAGACUCGGACAGCGACUUCGAGUCCGAUCCUCCUUCGCCGAAAAGCAGCGAGGAAGAGGAGCCGGAGGAGGACGAAGGCCUCAACAGCGAGCACGGCGAUGAUACGGAGCCCGAGAACUUAGGACAGAGACCGCUCUUGAUGGAGUCCGAGGAUGACGAGGACGAAGAAAAGCACAGCUCCGAUUCCGACGGCGAGCGCCGCAAAGUCAGGAACGCCGCCAAGGACGGUCACUCCAGGCGGAGUCGCCAGGAGCGGUCUGAUCCCGAAUCCCUCGGCGGAGUUAAAGCCGUGUCCGCCGUUGACGUUUUUGGCGCGGUUCCCUUCCUCGGCGGCGACUCGCCCGCUCGAGCGUCGCGCAACACGGACAUCUUCGCCCAAGCGCCUUUUCCGCAAGUCGACCCGGAUCAGCGAGCCGCAGACGACUUUGACGUCUUCACCAAAGCGCCGUUCAGUCGCAAUCUGUCCAAGUCCGGCAGGAGCGUUACGGAUAACCCGGCGGAGCAAACCCCGCCCACUUCCCCCGAGGGCAUCGACGUUUUCGGCUUCUCUCCCUUCCAGCCGGGCCCCGCCGUUCCAAUUCCGACCACUUCCAGAAGUGCGGAGGACAUCUUUCGGCCGUCUUUGGAGGAUUCCCCGAGUCCUCAGCAGCAGCGCCUGAAGCAACGCAGCCUCCAGAAGCUGUCGUCCCGCCAGAGGAAGACCAAACAGGAAGCGGCGGGCGUCGGCGGCAGCAAUGGCAAGCGUCAUCACGGGACGCCGACCGGCGGACGCAAGACCGGCAAAGCCACGUUCCGUACACCCGAGCGAGUCCGCAGACACAAGAAGGUCGGUCGGCGGGACUCGCAGAGCAGCAACGAGUUCCUGAGCGCCUCGGACUCCAAGGAGAACAUCAGCGUGGACGUGACCAUCGCCGAGGGGAAGGACGACGGCGCCUCGCUGCAAGCGGACGAGCUCCUGGAUCCGUUCGGAGCCAAACCUUUCCACCCUCAGGACGGCGGCAGGAACGACUUGUCCCGGGAAUGCAAAACCAUGGACGAUUUCGGCGCGGUGCCUUUCACGGAACUGGUGAUCCACGGCGGAUCUCAGCAGCCGGCGGCACCACCGCCGCCGCACGGGGACCUGGACCCGUUUGGCGCCGCGCCUUUUCCUUCCAAGCAGUAACUCGCUUGUCUUCCGUCGGUUUGGGAUCAAUGCACCGUGGAUCAGACCACUUCCUGUUUGAGUCGGGACUUAGUUUUUUUACGCUGCAUCGUGACAAACGUUAGCAAACUGUGAUUCUGAACUGCGACUGUUCCGCUAGCGUCCGCCUUUUUAUUAAUUUAGCACCGCAAAGCCUUACGGGGGUGGGGGGUGCGCCGCGCCUCCGCCUCACUGCACAGAACCUCGGACACUUAGCGGCGCUCGUUCGGGAGUUAACCACUUUUUUUUUAUUUGAUCUUCUCGCCUAUGCACGUCGUCCCUACGCUUUUAUUUCUUUUGACAUUUUUACGCCGGGAAUACCGGAAGGGAUUUAUUGAUUUUUUUUUUUCUUACGUCAAAUCUGUGAAUGGGACGACUUAACAAUUCGGGAAAAACACGUCGGAUUCAACACUUUGUAACGCAUCGUAGCGCUUGACUGUACCGGAGAAGCGUUGAGGCUGAUUGAAUCUUCAAAUAUAUUAUUUGACAAAC